Sorex araneus (European shrew) is the source of this 5005-nucleotide messenger RNA. RefSeq names its product translocase of inner mitochondrial membrane 10B (gene TIMM10B). Gene Ontology annotation, cellular component: mitochondrial intermembrane space chaperone complex. The coding region runs from base 20 to 334 and encodes 104 amino acids. Lineage: Eukaryota; Metazoa; Chordata; Mammalia; Eulipotyphla; Soricidae. The record is from RefSeq and is a predicted model, not a curated record. The transcript is spliced from 3 exons.
AGGCCGCGCGGCCGGCGCGAUGGAGCAGCAGCAGCAGCAGCAGCAGCAGCAGUUGAGGAACCUGCGGGACUUCCUGUUGGUGUACAAUCGGAUGACGGAGCUCUGCUUCCAGCGCUGCGUGCCCAGCCUGCACUACCGAGCCCUGGACGCCGAGGAGGAGGCCUGUCUGCACAGCUGCGCCGGGAAAUUGAUCCAUUCCAACCACCGCCUCAUGGCCGCCUACGUGCAGCUCAUGCCCGCCCUGGUACAGCGCCGCAUCGCCGACUACGAGGCCGCCACCGCCGUGCAGGGGGUUGCUGCCGAACAGCCUGGAACGUCGCCGUCAGGCAGCUGACCCCCCCGCCCCCGCCCAGCGCUGGGCUAGGUGGCACUGCUGGCAUAUCUAAUAUGAAGGACUGUGGGCUUAUUGAACAGUCGCUUGAGAGCUGGGUAUUGUCGCUCCUUUCCCGGGAGCCAAUAAACCAGUUGUACUGUUUGGUUUAUACUUGAGUGAAGGAAGCAGUGCCCACUUUGGAGACAUCCUUUGUCGUGUCACUUAGUGUGUAUAUGCUGCCUUGAGACUUGAGAAAUCACCUGUGUGUAGAAGCAAAACCAGUAUUCCUGGGGAAGGUGUGAAGGUACAGUGGGUGAUUCCGCAGGAAGUUGCUUUCUGCCCAGAUGACAAAGAAAAUGGAAAAUCCAUUUUGCACUUAUGUCUUUACAAGACUCACUUGUGAACAAGUACACAUUUACUCAUAAAUGUUUCUUAUGGAAUUUUUUUUCAAAAAGGUUUUCUGGGAAGGAGGACAUGACAAAGGGCAACGGAUGGAGAAACCACAGCGCUUAUAAGCACUACAUCCUGGGAAAUCAGUUCCCUAGCACAAGAGAUGAAACCUGGAAGAAGUCUGGGGUGUUGGGGCUGGAGCGAUAGCACAGUGGGUAGGGCGUUUGCCUUGCACGCGGCCGACCGAGGUUCGAUUCCCAGCAUCCCAUAUGGUCUCUCAAGCACCACCGGGAGUAACUCCUGAGUGCAGAGCCAAGAAUAACCUCUGUGCAUCGCUGGGUUUGACCCCAAAAAUGAACAAAACAAAAAAGAAGUCUGGGGUGUUCUGGAACUUCAAACUCUUUCCCCAGCUUGUUACCUUCUUACUAUUUUCUAUCCUCCCAGGAUGAGCAGUUAAAACCCUUAGAAAGCCUGGUGCUUGGAGGUGUAGUUCAGUAGCAGAAUUCUUGCCUUGCAUAUGGGAGGUCCAAUUCUGGGCUCUGCAGAAAAAUAAAAUGAAAACAAACUUUGUUCUUGUUUCACAGGCAUUCAGAAAAGAGAAAAUGGGAGAUACAACUUGACAGGGGAAAACUCAUGGUAACAUUAGAUAGUGAUGUUUUCAGAAAGAAGAAAGGAUAAGCAGAGUCAUUUUGACAACUAUACCUAAGGUUUUGCCCAUGUCUAUGCUCUUGAUACCAGCUGUUCCACUCUUUACCCCACAUGGUUCCCACUGUCUUUAUUACUCUGGUUUCUAAUUCCAGCCUUUCCAUUUUUUCCUUGUUAGAGCCCUCUGCAGAAUUUACUUUUGUUUGUAGUGGUUUGAUUUUUCAGGGGGGUGGGGAUUGGCAGGUGUCAUCUGAUAGGGAUUGGAGGCCACUCUUAGCUUGCUCCUGGAUGUGCUAAGGGACCAUGUGGCCUGUGGGAUUGAAUCUAGGGCUUCCUUAUGUCAAGCAUACACUUCAGCAUUUUUAGGUAUCGUCCCUGCUGUUUUUAGCAGUCUGAAUGGUGCAUCACAUCAUCACUAUAUGUUCUUACUUCCCCAUGUCCCCUUUAAUUGAUUCUUUUGUUCUUAAACACUGCUAGAGAAAAGCAAAACUGCAGUGAAUGCCACUCCACUGAGAAUUGUUUCCAAAUUCAACAAGCCCUUGCUACUAACAGGUUUUGUGGACUCCUGAUCUUCUAGUCCCCCAUCAUAGCAGGCUUUCUAUGUCUUCACUACUUUUUUUUUUUUUUUUGCUUUUUGGGUCACACCCGGCAAUGCACAGGGGUUACUCCUGGCUCAUACACUCAGGAAUUACUCCUGGCGGUGCUCAGGGGACCAUAUGGGAUGCUGGGAAUCGAACCCAGGUCGGCUGCAUGCAAGGCAAACGCCCUACCCACUGUUGCUAUUGCUCCAGCCCCUCUAUCUUCACUACUUUCAAUCCUCUACUUCCCACCUAAACUCUCCAGCUAUAAGGUAACCAUAUUUCUCAUAUAGAGAAAAUAGAAGUUUUUAAACAUUGCUCCCAUAGGCUGGAGCCAUAGUAACAGCAGGUAGGGCUUUAUCCUUGCACGUGGUAAACCCUGGUUUGAUCCCCAGCAUCCCAUAGGGUCCCCCAAGCACUACCAGUAAUUCCUGAGUACAGAGGCAUGAGUAACUCCUGAGAAUUACUGGGUGUGACCUCCCCCAAAAAUAAAUAAACAUUGCUCCCACAGGAACUCCCUGCAUUCACAUACAUAAAGCAGAUAUUUUUCUUUCCUGGCCGAUCAGAAAAUUUUGUGUUAUAUAAUUGCAAAUAUAAAAUCAGCAGUUGUUGCAGUUGGAGAAAUAGCACAGUGGGUAGGGUGUUUGCCUAGCACGAAGCCUACCCGGGUUCGAUUCCCAGCAUCCCAUUUGGUUCCCUGAGCACUGCCAGGCGAAAUUCCUAAGUGCAGAGCCAGGAGUAACCCCUGUGCAUCGCCAGGUGUGACCCAAAAAGCAAAAAUAAAUAAAAUCAGCAAUUGUAGCUGAUACAUUAAAUUCAUGUUUUGUAUGUUGUUUAUUUUGGGGUAGGAGCUUGUCAGGGAUGGAACCCGUGCAUAUGCAAAUACUAAUGCUCAGCAGUAAAAUCUCAGGCCCUUAAAUUCAUGUUCUCACUAUACCAGAUUCCCUUCCAAAAUAAUAACUUGCGCACACGCUGUACAGAUUCUGAUAUUGGCAUAUGUCAUGUUUUUACUUAGUCUUUACAACAAAGCUAUGGAGGGGCCAGAUUAUAAUACAGGAGUUAAGAUAUUUGCCUUGCAUGUGGCUUCCCAAAUUCACCCCAAGCAUUGUAUGGUCCUCCAAGGUCCAACCCUAACAUAAAAUGAAAUCAACCCAGACAUAUUACUACUCAGAUGAAAAGACAAGAAUUCAAGAAACCAAUCCUAUGUACUUACCUACUGAGAAAAAUGACUUCAGUUGCCUUUUGCCUUUUUUUUUUUAACUUAGAAAAUUUUAUUAUUUUUUUUUUUUAGCUUGUGUUGAAAGGUUUGUUGCUGAUCAGGAAGUGACUUCAGGCCUACCUAAUAAAAUUGUUUCAUUGGAAAAUAUAAAUGCAGUACAAACAGUAUUAACUCCCCAAUUCCCUGAGAGAGUAAUGGGGACCUAGGACAUUGUGCUGCUGGUGGGAGAAUUCUCUAGUGUCCUUGAAAAACUUACUAGGAAUUGUUUCCAUGUCACAUACAGAGUAAUUGCUGGAGGAAGGAUAGAAACAUCUGAUUCUAAAGCCUGUGUUCUUUGGGCUUUUGGAGCCUUCUGUUUGCUUGCUCAUUUGCACUGAACCUGUCUCUCAACAUGGUGAAACAGGUACCUCUCUACCUGAUGCAGUUUGUUCCUUAAGUUUUCUAUCUCGUCUUUUUUUUUUUUUAUUUACGUAUGUAUGUUCAAUACUUAGAAGACCUUUAAUCUUAUCAUUUAUCUUCCACAGUCUCUGAAGUCUUAAGUCUUGUCAUAAAGCCAUUGGCAUAAUGAGGACAAAUUAUCCCCUUUACACAAACUCUUUGAACACUUUAAUGAGAGCAGAUUAUCCCCUUUUACACAAACAGGGUUGAUGUGGCUUCAGAAUUUAGCUGCCUGCUCCUCUGGAAAGUCAAUUCCUAUUCAAUUAAGGGAAAGUAGUGGUCCUCCUCUCCUGCAUUACUCUAAAAAGUUAGCACUGGGGUUUCCUUUCUAUCCCUUAACUUUACGUGGACAUUUAGUAUUAUGUCUUAGCCACCCACUCUCAAGUGUAUCCUGAUCAGGGUCAUAGAGGUAUAGCGGGUAGGACUGCUUGCCUGGCAAACAGCGACCUGGGUUUCAUCAUGGCACCGCAUGGUCUCCUGACCCCACCAGGAGUGUUCCUUGAGCACUGCUGGGUGUGGCCCAAAAGACAAAAAUGUGAUCUGUUGUUCUUUUUUCCCUUUUCUCGAUCUGGUCUUAUGGUCAUAGAAUAUAUAGAUUAGAUUUAGCAAUCUUAAAGGUAGGUGUGUUUGUGUGAUUGUGGUGCACUGUUGCCACACAAUGUAAAUAAGGUCUGGGGCUGAGGAUGUGGUUAGAGUGGUGGAGCAACUGCCUUGCAUGUAUGAGGAUCUGAGUUCAUUCCCUUGCACCCCUCGCCCCCCCCACCCCCCCCCACACACACACAGUGGCUGGUUCUGGCCCUGAGGACAUCUGGAAGUGCCUCCCGUAAGAACUGAAAACAAACAAACAAAAAAUUUCAGGACAUACCUCUGUCUUUCUCUGCCCCCUUUUACUACUCGGGAUGGAUCCUGACAUUGAACUCUUGGUCAUGAAGACAGACCACUCCUUUGAGGAGAGCAAAAUAACUAAAAGGCUGCCAUUUGAUCCUGGAGUAUUUACACACAGAUAAAAAUGUGUGGAGAAAACAUAAGCUUCUUUAGGGGUAAGCACAUCUGGUGGUGCUCAGGGGCUACUCUUAGCUUUGACCUCAAGAGUCACUUCCAGCAGUGUUCAGGGGAACAUGUGGUAUUCUGGAUUGACCUCGCAGCCUGCAUGCAAAGUGUGCACUCGGCCUUUUGAGCCAUGCCUCUGGUCUCUUUUCCCUUUCUUUCCUCUUCUCUGUCUUUCGCUUUCUCUCUCUCUCUCUCUCUCUCUCUCUCUCUCUCUCUCUCUCUCUCUCUCUCUCUCUCUCUCUCUUUUCUCCCCCAACCUUUUCAACUCUCCCCCAAAACCUCAGGUCUUUUACAUGCAAGGCAUGUGCUCUAUCUACCACAGAAUGACACCCCCAGCCCCAUAAAAUAAAGUAUCAUGUUUAAGCCAUUGUC